This is a messenger RNA of Ipomoea triloba (trilobed morning glory), 1518 nucleotides long. RefSeq lists its product as uncharacterized. Lineage: Eukaryota; Viridiplantae; Streptophyta; Magnoliopsida; Solanales; Convolvulaceae. Bases 1 to 1518 code for a protein of 505 amino acids. The transcript is spliced from 2 exons. The record is from RefSeq and is a predicted model, not a curated record.
AUGGCGAGUGGUGAUAAUAAUGCUUCUCAAAGUGUUGGAUCUUCCGAACCAACCACAAUAAAAAGAAAGUCUAAUGAUAUAGGAUGGGAGUAUGGAGUAAUUAAUGAUCCGACUAAAUCAUGGGACAAGAUUAAGUAUUUAUUCUGUAAGAAAGUAAUGUCCGAUGGAGUGUAUAGGAUUAAAGAGCAUAUUGCUGGCAUACAAGGAAAUGUAAGCAAAUGCCCUACAGCUACAAAGGAUGAUCAAUUGAAAUGUAGGGAAGCUCUCACGAUGGCGAAGAACAAAAAGAAGAAUAAGAGAGCUGAAGAAGUUAAUCUUAGGGCGGAGGUAAAGAUCUUGGCGCAUGACAAUGAGAGUAUGAGUAAUGCUAGUAUUGAUAUUGAUGAGGUGCAGCAGUUUGGACCUUUGAAACCACCUCGGCCAAUUGGCCCUAUGGAUAAGUUCACAAAUCAAAUCAAUCCCGAGUCUUCUUUGAGUUCAGGAAAGGGCAAGGCACAACAACGAAUAAUUGAUGCAUUUGACAAGGAAAGGGCUAGUCGGGUGAAAGAUUACAUAUGCAGAUGGGCUUAUGAAUCAUCUAUUCCAUUUCAUUGUUUUCAGAAAGAUAACUUCAAGUUGUUGGUUGAAGCUAUUGGUCAAUAUGGUCCGGGAGCUCAAGUACCAAAUAGAUAUGAAAUAAGUGAAACUUGUUUGAAAAAAGAGGUUGAUCGAGUCCGAGAAAGUUUAAAGGUACAUGAAGCGGAGUGGAAAUUAAAUGGGUGCUCAAUUAUGACUGAUGCUUGGACAGAUAGGAAGAGAAGAAGCAUCAUGAACUUGUGUGUCAAUUCAAGGUUGGGCACUGUGUUUUUAUCUUCUAAAGAAUGUUCAAUGGAGGUACACACAAGUCAGUUCAUAUUUGAGUAUGUGAAGCAUGGCAUUCAACAAGUAGGAGAGGGGAAUGUUGUUCAAAUUGUCACCGAUAAUGCCUCGAACAACAUGGGAGCAACUAAAUUGUUGAGGGAGAAGAUGCCACUGAUAUUUUGGACUUGUUGUGCAACACAUUCCAUUAAUUUAAUGCUUGAAAGCAUUGUAGGUUUACCACGGUUUAGUAGAGUUCUUCAGCAAGCAAAGGCUUUGACUAUCUUCAUCUAUGCACAUCAUAAAACUUUGGCAAUGAUGAGAUCCUUUACAAAGAAGCGUGACAUUGUCCGGCCAGGUGUAACUAGGUUUGCUUCUGCAUUUCUUACGUUACAGAGUUUAACUGGUAAGAAAGUAGAAUUAAAGGCUAUGUUUACAAGCAAUGAAUGGGAUGAGUGUAAGUUUGCCAAGACAGUUAAAGGGAAACAAGCUUAUUCUAUUGUAUUGAGUCAUGCAUUAUGGCAAGGGGUUGCAUUAUGCUUGAAGGUUUUUGCACCAUUGGUAAAGGUGCUUCGUAUUGUUGAUCAAGACAAGAAACCUUCAAUGGGAUUUGUUUAUGGUGAGCUUAUGCAAGCAAAAGAAGACAUUAAGAAUGCAUUGAAUGGAGUCCUAUGUAAGUGA